Sus scrofa (pig) is the source of this 5506-nucleotide messenger RNA. NCBI's taxonomy places the organism in Eukaryota, Metazoa, Chordata, Mammalia, Artiodactyla, Suidae. The record is from RefSeq and is a predicted model, not a curated record.
UCCCCAGCCAGGGAUCGAAUCUGAGCCACAGCUGUGACCUGCGCCACGGCUGCAACAAUGCUGGAUCCUUUAACCCACUGUGCUGGGCCGGGAUUGAACCUGCGCCUCCGCAGCAGCCAAGCUUAACCCACGCAGGGAGAAAUCCCCUUUUGAACUUUGUUUUGUGAUACAGGUUGGUUACUUGGAAACGGUUUGAUCUUUUUGGAUCCUUCUAAAAAGCAAUGUUAGGUGGAAUCACAGCUGGGUUUAGUCCAGGGCUAAGCACAGUCCACUACUGAGGCAAGACACUUGGGGGAUCUUCCCAGCACCCCGCAAACCACGAGGGCCCUGUGCCCUGCUGAACAUGUGGGGGCCUCCCCACAGGCCGUCUCCCUGGGCAGCCCGGCCUUCUCCGCUACUCUGUCCUCUGGAUCCCGGCCGCCUUCGCUUCCUGGGACCCUCUGCUCUGUCUCUCCAACUUGGGGUUUGCUGGGUCCCACCCAGGUACCCUCUGUCUGUGCCAUGACCUGAACAUUCCCUCCAGGCAGGGAGCUGGGCAGUCGCAGCCCCAUCUCAUUUGUUCCUCUUCUCUCUGGGGUCACUUGUUGCCUGGCGCCCAGGGCCUUGAGACCCCUGGUUUCCAUUAUUGUCAUUGUUUCUGGGGUAAAUUUCAUUCCUGUAACUCCCUCUUGGCUGGGAUCGGACGUCCCAGUAAAUGCUGACUGAGGGACCCUGUGUGUUCAGCACUGUGGACCCUUUAGUGAAUAAAAAAGCCCCUGCCCUUGUCCUCAGGCAGCUCCCACCCUGCCACUAAGAGGCCACACAACUUGGGGCGGGCCCUGCCCCUCCCUGGGCUCAGGUCCCUGGCUCUUAAUAACAGUGGACAUUACCUGAGCAUUCACUGUCGUUUUUGCCAUUAUUUGUUCAUUAGUUUGUUAAAUCAUGAGAAAUGACCUACCUACCCAGAACGCCUUUAAAAAGAACUCAGGAAAAAUGAAAACAAACAAAAAAAAACUCAGGGAUUUCCCCUGUGGCUCAGUGGAUUAAGGAGCCGGCGUUUUCAUUGCUGCAGUUUGGGUCACUGCUGUGCCUAGGGAAUUCCGCAUGCCACAGGCAUGGCCGAAAAAAAAAAAAAGAACUCGUGGUAGGACCACUUGCUGUUGGGUUUUAUUUUAAUUUUUUGUGCAGUAGAGGCUCAACAUUCUCCUCAAGGUGCAGAGCUUCCUUCAGAGUUUAGCGCAUCGACUGUUUGCAUUAGAAAGCCGUGCUUCCUGCCCACAGUGACUUUUCACAUCUACUGCCAGUGAAAAAUGAGACUUGAGCCUCAGAAGACCGAACGGAGGGAUACUGAGAUACAAAGCUGCUGAGCGCGAGAGGGUCGAUGAGUGUGACCUUUCUGGAAAGCAGUUUGGCAGAAGGACAACGUGCUGAACAUCAUUAACCAGAUCAUGGACGUGUGCAUCCCCCAGGACCGGGCCCCACGGGACUUCUGUGUCAAGUUCCCCGAGGAGAUCCGGCACGACAACCUGGCUGGCCAGCUGUGGUUUGGCGCCGAGUGCCUGGCCGCCGGCUCCAUCAUCAUGAACCGCGAGCUCGAGAGCAUGGCCAUGCGGCCGCUGGCCAAGGAGCUGACCCGCAGCCUGGAGGACGUGCGGGGCGCCCUCCGCGACCAGGCGCUGCGCGACCUCAACACGUACACGGAGAAGAUGCGGGAGGCGCUGAGGCACUUCGACGUGCUGUUCGCGGAGUUCGAGCUGAGCUACGUGUCGGCCAUGGUGCCCGUGAAGUCCCCCCGGGAGUACUACGUGCAGCAGGAGGUCAUCGUGCUGUUCUGCGAGACCGUGGAGCGGGCCCUGGACUUCGGGUACCUAACCCAGGACAUGAUUGACGACUACGAGCCGGCCCUCAUGUUCACCAUCCCCAGGCUGGCCAUCGUGUGUGGCCUCGUGGUCUACGCAGACGGACCCCUGAACCUGGACCGCAAGGCGGAGGACAUGUCUGAGCUGUUCCGGCCUUUCCACACGUUGCUGCGGAAAAUAAGGGAUUUGCUGCAGACCCUGACCGAAGAGGAGCUUCACACGCUGGAACGGAACCUCUGUAUUUCCCAGGAGGUGGAGUUCCCCAUCCGGGCAGACGCCCAGGUGCCGCCUGCCCUGGCACCCGCCUUUCCCGAACCCCUGGCCCCAGAGGAGCUGCUGGCGGACAAGCCCAAGAACUCGGAGGCGGAGCUGGCCUGCUCCAUGCAGUACGACGACCAGGAGCUGGAGCAGCUCAGCCGCCUGGUGCACAAAGCCGGCGACGAGAUGUCCUCGCUCCUGUCCCCACCCAGUGCCACCCAGUCCCCUGCGCACAGGCUGGGCGCCACGGGCAGUCCAGGGCCGGCGUCCCCAGGCAGCGCCCGGCUGCCGCAGGGCAGUGACGACGAGGAGGGCAGGGUGUUUUUCAUGGAUGACGUGGGAGGGGCGGCCGAGGCCCGGGGCAGCCCGUCUGGGCAGGCGGGCAGUGCCAGCGCUGACCCCCAGGAGAGAGGGCCAGGCGGGGAGAGCAGGGAGCGGGGCGCCAGCACACCUGCUGACGCGGGCAAGGGGGGCGGGAACGACAACAACAACGUCGAGGGCGACGGGGCGCGGGCAGGGGGCCCCAACUCCUGCAGCUGCCUGGACUCCCGGCCGCACCUCGACGGCUGGGAGGUGAGUUCGGACGCUGCCGAGACGGCUGAGCUGAUCGCCCACCGGACCGGGGGCAUGAAGCUCUCAGCCACGGUCAUCUUCAAUCCCAAGUCGCCUGCCUCCUUGGACUCCACCCUCGCCAGCGCAGAGGUCCCCGGGGACGGCUUCUCCCCGUCGGAGCCGGCGGCAGAGGGGACGGACGGUGGCCCCCACAAACUGAGCGCCACGGCUGCCGACUGCCUCCUCAACUCCUGCGUGUGCUGCGGGGGCUGCGGGGGCGGCAGGGAGGACGCUGCGGAGAGUCUGCGGGGCAAGUGUGGCUCUGGCAGCGUCAUCAGCUCCUCCCACGUUGGCUUGGCCAAGGCCAGUGCCAAGGGCGCAGCUCCCGGACUGCCAGAGGCGGGGCCCGCCCUGGAGGCCUUGCCCUCCGAAGACGCCCCUGGCCUGCAGGAGCCCAAAGCCCCUACUCCCAACAAGUGCCUGACACACACCUCAGGGCCCCCGGGGGAUGCCGCAGACGGGCUGCCCGGAGGGGGCGAUGGCGCCAGUCAGCCCACGGAGGAGAGGCGGCCUGGAGGGGCAGCCGAGGAGCAGCCUCAGCGCCUGCUGGUCCCCAGCAGCUCCACGGCCGAUUCCUGCCCCUCGGACAAGUCCGGGCCAGACGCAGCUCCCGUGGCCACAAGAGAGAAGAUCCGGUCCCGAUUCCACGGCAGCCACGACCUGAUCCACCGGCUGUUCGUCUGCAUUUCAGGGGUGGCCGACCAGCUGCAGACCAACUACGCCAGCGACCUGAGAAGUAUUCUCAAGACCCUUUUCCAGGUCAUGGCCACCAAGCCCGAAACAGACGACAAGGAGAAGUUGAAGAAGGUCACCCAGACCCUGCGCAGUGCAGCCUUGGAGGACUGCGCCCUGUGCCAGGAGACCCUGUCAUCCUCCGAACUCGCAACCAAGACCCGAGACGGGGGCUUGGAAGACCCGCCUGAGUGGGUCCCGGACGAGGCCUGUGGCUUCUGCACUGCGUGCAAAGCCCCCUUCACCGUCAUCCGCAGGAAGCAUCACUGCCGCAGCUGCGGGAAGGUAGGUAGGCCCGAGGCCCGGGGGCUGUGGCUGGGCAUCCCUGGGGACCUUUCAGACUGUGUACGGGCCUGGCAGUCAGGACUGAGGCCCCGGGGGCUGGCGAGGACCCAAGUCCUCAUGCGACACACCUGAGCCCUGGGCACAGGGUGUGGGCUCCGGGCACUCAGCCCACCGGGUCCGAGGGGGCAGUGGCCAGUCCCUGCCGCUUCAGAGCUGGGGACAGGGAGGAACCAGAGGGUCUGACUGGGAGCCUGCAACGUCCCAGUGUGGGACAGGGACCCCUGCCUCAGCCGGGCCUCCUGGGGCCAGAACACGCCCAGGUUUUCCUGAAGGUCCCAGCCCCCCAGGGCCACUGGAAGACCUUCGCCCAGCACCCUCGCCUGCUCUGGUGGAUGGGGUGUGCCCGGCGCUCAGGGCUCCCACCCUGUCGGUGCUGCGCCUCCCCGCCAGGCCCAGGUCCGGAGGGGGUGAGGCCCGGGGGCUGCUGGGACCCGUGCCCGGCUCACCGCCCCACCCUCGUCUUCUAGAUCUUCUGCUCCCGCUGCUCCCCGCACUCGGCCCCGCUGCCCCGCUACGGGCAGGUGAAGCCGGUGCGAGUGUGCACGCACUGCUACAUGUUCCACGUCACGCCCUUCUACAGCGACAAGGCGGGCAUCUGACGCGGGGCGGGGCACAGCCACACCCGAGAGGGCCCCGGACUCCAGGAUGGAGGCGCCAAGGGCCCGUGCUCCUGCCUCCUCCAUCCAGGCCACAGGCUGCAGGGGGGUUUUCACUGCAUUUCAUCCAGCUGCUGCCACCACCGCUGCAGGGGCUGCAGGCCGCCCAGACUUCCAGAACGUCCAGUGCCUCCGCACCCACCCUACCCCCCCCCGCCUCCUACCACUCGUGGGGACCCCAGGCCAGCCUCAGGAGCCAAUAGGCGGUCAGCUUCAUCCAGGAAGGGUCCCUGAGGUGCCCAGUGGCUGCCUGGGCUGGAGUGGGCUCUCCUCCUGCCUGUGCACCUGCCCCACCCCCCGCCCUGUUUAGAUGCUGCUUCCGGGCUCAGCGGGAGCAAAGGGUCCGCUCUUGAAGGAGGAAGUGGGGCUGGUGUCUGAACUCCGGUGGACACCUGCAGGAGAGGGGCCAGGCCCCAGUGCCCGCAGGGCUUCCCCGAGGGCUUGCCAAACCAGAAAGACCAGGCUGUCCGUUCCCUCCAGGGCCCUGAGCCCACAGCCCCCCCGCCCCCUCUCCUCACCUCUGCCCUCUGGGACCGGUCUCCCUUCUUGUCAGGGAGGGAGAAGGCAGAAGCAGACCCUGUGGGGACCCUGCUCUUGUCUGCCUGCUCCAGCCCCCCAGCUGGUGCGGGGGCUCUGGCGGCGGGGAGAGGCUCCCAGCUUCUUAGGCCAGGGCCCUGCGGGGGCUGAGAGCCACCGGAUGGUGCCCACCUGGCUGCCACUUCCCCCUUCCUUCUCUCUGCACCCCCUGGGACCCCGGCCCACCUCCUCAGACCCUGGAGUGGCCCCGGGCCCCAGCACAGACACCUCCUCAGGCUUAAAUCUCAGGCUUCACAUUGCAAUGACGAUUGCAGUUUUAUUUUUAGAGAGGUGACACACCUGCUUCUUUUAUAGGACAAAAUCCAAUUACUAUUUAACAGUGGACUACACAUGCACAAAAACAGCUUCUGUGGGAGAAGAAAAGUAGAGAAUGGAGGGUAUAUUAUGUAUUGAGAUUAUUUUUAUUUUCUAAAUGCUAUAAUUCAAAACCAUUUCCAUAAAUCUAUUUAAGGAUCGCAGACGCUCUUA